CUAGUAUUAGUACUCGACGAGCGAUGUUGAUCUCUUGACACCCGGGUCAAAUAUCGAACGAACCAACUACACAGAUUGAGAUUACCCCAGAGAAAGGACAACACAAGAUAAGCCAUGCAGGACACUCGAGGCGGGCACGCAGGGGAUUAUAAGCCGGACAGUCUCGAUGCUAAUCAGCAUGGGAUCGCCCAAAACACCAUAGACGAACAAAAAUCAAACUACGGCGCCAAAACAGCAGUCGACCGCGACGUGGGCCGACACAUGCCGACGUCCAUGUCGACGACAGCCCCGUCGUUGCCGGAAGUCGCCGGUGGGAAGAGUCUGAGCGAGAGUGUGGAUGAGGCGUUGAAAGGUACGGCCGGCCAAGCGGCCAGAGACAAGGCGGAACGGAUUGAUGAUUCGGUGAAAGUGGGCGACGACCAGGAUCUGCAUGAGAAAGCGGCGAGCAAGCAGCCGUGAGCUGGCUUGACGGUGGAGCAAUUCGUCGCUUUUGUGGGUGGAAGAGGGAUCGUUUGUGUACAGCAGAGGGUCGCCUAGGGCGGCUUUAAGGUAGCAGUCCCCAAGCUAUGGCCUUCCAACGUAUUGAAGAAACAGCAGGCACGAUGACAUGAGGAGUGAACCCAUGGUCAUGGCCAGCUCCCACUUCCCAGUCGGCCUGCCACAGGCGAUGACAGCAAGCCAAAUGCAGGAUAAAGUCACC
Exophiala xenobiotica is the source of this 700-nucleotide messenger RNA. RefSeq lists its product as uncharacterized. The transcript has 2 exons. Lineage: Eukaryota; Fungi; Ascomycota; Eurotiomycetes; Chaetothyriales; Herpotrichiellaceae. The coding region runs from base 115 to 459 and encodes 114 amino acids. The record is from RefSeq and is a predicted model, not a curated record.